Messenger RNA from Branchiostoma belcheri (Belcher's lancelet), 1621 nucleotides. RefSeq names its product WD repeat-containing protein 53-like. Gene Ontology annotation, molecular function: protein binding. NCBI's taxonomy places the organism in Eukaryota, Metazoa, Chordata, Leptocardii, Amphioxiformes, Branchiostomatidae. The record is from RefSeq and is a predicted model, not a curated record. The transcript is spliced from 5 exons. The coding region runs from base 58 to 1110 and encodes 350 amino acids.
GUUUAAUAGGUCAAAGGUCAAAGAGAAGCUGGUUUGAGGUCUGGAGAGGAGCAAGCCAUGACACAGGAGGCCAGGUUCGCAGGCGGACACCAGGACAGUGUGCUGUGCCUGGCCUGCAGUGUGGACGGUGUACUGGCUAGUGGUGGGGAGAGUGGAGAGCUCUGCCUCUGGUCAGUCGAGAAGCCGGGUCUUCUGCGCCAAGUCUCGGGGCUUUCGGAUGCUGAUGUCACCUCAGUCUGCUUCUCGGUGAAGCAGCCUCAUGUGCUGUGUGCAGCGGUGGGGGAGUCUGUACUCCUUUUCGACUCCAGGGAUGUGUCAGAGCCAGUCCACCAGUUCAAAUUCAACUCCGAGGAAAUUAACCAAGUCACCUUGAAUGAAAAAGAGAACUUUCUGGCUGCCUGUGACGACUCUGGUGAAAUUAAGAUUAUAGACUUUGAAGGGAGAAAGUUGUUCAAGACAUUACGUGGCCAUGAAAAUAUCUGCUCGAGUGCAAAAUUUUGCCCCAAGAAAACGUGGGGAAUGGUGUCCGGGGGACUGGACCAAAAUGUCAUACUGUGGGACUUCUCAAGGGGGAAGAAGUUGAAGAUCUGUAACAUGCAAGACUUUGUCUCAGAAGAUGGGCCAGUUAGUGCUUACAUGUUCAAUCCUCCCUUAGUUCACUCUGUUGAUAUAUCGGGACAGACAUUUGCCUGUGGCCUGGGGAACUCGGUCAUUCAGACAUUCAGACUUGAGGGAAAGAAGUCGUUUAGACACACAGGGACACUAGAGGGACAUUCACAAGGAGUUUCCCAAGUUCACUUCCCACAGUUCCAGGCAGAAGAUGCUCUAGUAUCUGCAGGCAAUGAUGGGAAAAUAAUUGUAUGGGAUCUUGCAAGCAAUUUGGAAUCACAUGCUGCAAGUUCUAGCAAGAAGACAGUUGAAGAUGAAGGGGCAGUUGGAAGUGCAGAGUCAGUAAAAAGCCACAUUGUUCAAAGCAUAGACCACGGUUCGAAAAUUAACUGGUUAGCUUCAGGUUGUGUUCAAGAGAAGAGGCUACUUUUUGUUGCAGAUGUUUCGCCUGUAGUUACGGCAUAUUCGCUAGGGGAAGAUGAUGGAAAAGGAAAUGUCUGAACAUCAGUGAUAGUCAUUUGUUUGCUUACUUCAUUCGCAAUCAUUGAAGACAGUGUAUCUCAUUGAGGAAAGUCAUUUGGCUUGCUGCAAAACUGAAGUAUGAUUGCAGAGAAUGACAUGUUCAGUCUUGCUGCUGCAUUGGAUCAUCAUUACCAUGGAUACCUGUGCUGCUAAAAGUGAACUAUAAGAACUACACACACAAUGUACAGCAUGGAAGAAAGAAGCUUGGACGGCUGAUGCAAAUGGUGGAUCUUGCCCUACAAUACUUCAGAAUGUUAUGAAACGGGGCCUCCAGAUGAUACACAACUGUCUUGCAUCCAAUAACUGGUGAUGAAGCCAGCAACAUUCAAGCCAGCAUCUGCCCAGAUUUCAGGUGAGGACAGACAUUGGUGUUGCUACCAUGCACUUGGAAAGUGUGCAAGUUCUCAUUCAAGGUCUGAUGCUCCAGCUUGAUUGGUAAACACGUCAUUCAAGGAUAUGAUGCUGAGAAUUAAAUUUUCACUUAAUGAUC